CGCGAAGGCAGACGUGCGGCGUCUCUAACAGUUCGCGGGGUGUCGGCGAGACCGUCUCGCGAUCCCCCGUCCUUUGACCCUUGGCUAGAUGGGGACCAGAUAACAGAUGGGGGCCGAGGGUCAUUUCCGGGUGACCUUGUCCAUCCGCAAGGAACCGGCCGCGGGUCCGGUGUACUGCAAGAUGGAGACCUCGGCGAGGUUUCGUCAACUGAAGACCGUCAAGCUCAGCUGCGAGGCCACCUACAGGGUGGACAUCAGCUUCAAGCCGCCGCAACUCCUGCAGUCGCUGAGAAUAGGUGGUAAGCAGGUGGAGGCGAUUGAACGAGCACGGGACGGGACGGCCUGUGCCUACAGUGUCUAUCACAGUACAAAAGGAAUACCUCCCAGUGCCAGGGGGCACCGAGAGGACCUGCAGAUCGCCAUGCUGGUUCUGGGAUCCGGGUACCUGACGACUUGCCUGCAGAUCAAGUACUACAGGGCCGACGACCAGGGCCACUGCGAGUGGGGCUCGCGGCUGCACUGCAUAGAGCUCGACUGCACGAGCGUGGAGGGAAGAUUGGUAACCGUCGACCGGGAGACCUACAGGAAGCUCGGGAUAGAAUCUUAGCGAAGUGCGCUCCCGGAUCUCAAGACCGUAAGGAAAUUAUCUCGGACGCAUUUAUUUUAAGAUGCAACGAGAGGGUUACCCGCGGGCGCGCAAACAAACGAACAUGUACUUGGUCGCGGCGGCUCGUCCAAGGAGUUUUCACCUCCACCUCUGAUUCCGAACGCCCUGCAAUAUUACAUUGACUCGCACACGUUAGCCGAAACUCCUUGGAUGAAUUUCGACUUGAACAUUUUCCAGAGGGUUGCUUUAUCAAUCUUUCUGCCCUAGGCUGAUAAGGUAUCAGUCGCGGAGUCGUACAUGUACAUAGAGGUUUCAUACGCGUAUCGAGGUACUUUCCUCGACAUUGAAUUCCGGCGGUGCAGUGUACUCCCAGACCCCAUAAACACGUGGAAGAUGUCUCCGGGAAGUUUAUUUUAAGUGAGGUAUACCGUACGCCCUGGAGGAAAGAAAAUAUUUUCCCACCCUCAGCGUCUCGUUCACUGUUUCUCUCAAUUAUCUUGUUUUUCCUCAAUGUUUCUAAACUCUUCCUAAAAGCCCCCAGCUACGAGAAAUAUUCGAUCCUUUACCCCCUUACGUUAACUGCGGAGAGCUCGACGACGAAACCUCGGACGGACGCUUCGCAGAUGGCGAAGUAAUUUUCAUUUUUCUUUGACGUUUCGUCCGCCGCUUCCGCUUUCGCCAAGCUUACGGUAGCCGUUGCUCAUCCUUGAUGGAGAUUUAUUUUCGGCAUGACCAACAAGAGCGGAGUAUUAAUACGCGUUGAUCGCGUAUCCUUCGGUCCGGUUCUCCGAAUCUACAUGUACCAUAUGAAGUCACGGUAAAGAAGCAGAAGUGCCGGUGUCUACAUCGAAGCGAUUAAUAUUUAAAAAUAUGCUAGGUGCUACGAAAAAAAAAAAAAAAAAAAAUCGCCUCUAAUUCUUCUUACAUAUCUGCGUAACUUGUCUUUGGCCGGGAGUUUUUUGCAAAUCGCGGCUCAGCUGGUCACGUGCAAACGAGUAUUCGCGUGCUUAAUCGGGACAUAUCGACCAAACGGUGGAACAUUUCGAUAUCUGAAAGUAGUUCGCAUUUUUUUCCUUUUUUUUCUUUUUUCUACGAGACUUUAUAUUAUUCUCGACUAAUCGUAAAACUUCUGCGAGCAAUUUUCUCAUGCUACGUCCGGUCCUUCUCGACGGAGCCAUCGGAUUCAUAUCGGAAUUCGAUGCCAAUUACGAGACUCGGUGACGUUUAACGUUUUACGAAUCUAUUGUUGAUAGUACGGAACAUAAGUAAUAUAUUUAAGGCAUGUCUGCGGCAUUUGACAUAGGCAUUGUAACGAAAUUCCUUUUUAAAUUAUCUUUUCGUAGAUGAACUUAUAACGGAUCGUCAUUCGGCAUGCUUAAAAAUAAUUCAAUGGUCUCCUUUUCCUCUACUUAUAAAUAUCUUUAACGCACUAACUUAUCUGCGGUAUUAACAAUUACCAUAUGAGCACGACAAUUUCGUUACAGUGAAAGCAACGAAUAAAGGACUUACGAGUAGGUACGAUGUGUGUUAAAAAUCUGCCGAUCGGUAUGCAAAUAUAUCAUUUUAUACGAAUUUGUCAUUAGUAAAUCUUGUACACGUACAUACACAUAUAUACAUACACAUUCGUUAUCUCUAUUAAUGCCGCUAAAAUUAAUGUUUGUAUGAAUUGUAAUGCCUCGAACACAGAUGCACAAUACAAGAAACUUUAAACGCGAUGCUGGAAAGUCAUUGUCAAGGUUCGUUAUGGAAGUAUUCGUUGUAAUUAAGGAUCACCUGUAUCAAUUAUGAGAUUAUAAUUACGACACGCUUCAAUGUGAUUAACAUAUCGUAGAAAUGUAUGAGUACAAGCAGCUGCUUUUAGUGAAGAUCGUUUUUACAUGUAAAGAAAUAGUAAACAUUUGAAAUUACCAUUUAGUGCCUCUUUCUGCUUGACACGUAUACAUAUUAUACAUUUGCACACCACAUCGUUCCUAUUUACAAAAUAUCAAAUUUUAUACUAACUUAUAUAUAGCAUAACGCGUAUAAGCUGUAAAUGACAGUAAAAUAAAAUCGUAAUUGACCAA
Orussus abietinus is the source of this 2670-nucleotide messenger RNA. Its product is annotated as CB1 cannabinoid receptor-interacting protein 1-like. Gene Ontology annotation, biological process: negative regulation of signaling receptor activity. Bases 107 to 607 code for a protein of 166 amino acids. Gene Ontology annotation, cellular component: plasma membrane. The transcript has 3 exons. Gene Ontology annotation, molecular function: type 1 cannabinoid receptor binding. NCBI's taxonomy places the organism in Eukaryota, Metazoa, Arthropoda, Insecta, Hymenoptera, Orussidae. The record is from RefSeq and is a predicted model, not a curated record.